GUUAGCUCGCGGCCCUCGCGGCCCCAUAGCGCGUCGUAAAUUCAUUUCUAUGGUCGUAAAGGACAGGCUAUAAGAUGUCACUGCUGGUUCGCGCCACCCCAAGGGCGCACGUCCUAUUUGUGCCUUUGAAGCGUUCAUCACGGGAAUCAUUCGCUGCCACACCGAGACGGUACAUCUCUGCAGAUUCCGAUGCAAAGGUGAUAAAUAUCGGUGGAAUCCGGAAAACCCUGCAGACUCCGCUGCAUCCUGAGCUAGUUCCACGCCUCAUCGAGCUGACCAGUCACCAGUCUGUACUGCGCACGCUGAAAUGGAUGCUGCAGAAGGAUCUGCUGGGACAGGACAUGUUUCUGAUUGGGCCGCCCGGCCACUUCCGACGCACCGUCUGCAUGAAGUAUCUCUCGCUGACCCAGCGCGAGGUGGAAUACGUGGCGCUCUCCCGCGACACCACCGAGUCUGACCUGAAGCAACGCCGGGAGAUUCGCGGCGGCUCCGCGCACUACGUCGACCAGGCGGCAGUGCGCGCGGCCACACUGGGCCGUGUCCUGGUGCUGGAGGGCAUCGAGAAGGCCGAGCGGAACGUCCUUCCCGUGCUGAACAAUCUGAUGGAGAACCGUGAGAUGCAGCUCGAGGACGGCAGAUUCCUGCUGAAUCCCACCAAAUACGACAGUCUAUUGCUGGACCACUCGACAGAGGAGCUGGCUGAGCUGCGGCUGGUGCGUGUUUCCGAGCAUUUCCGCGUGGUGGCGCUGGGUCUGCCGGUGCCCCGCUACAUCGGCAACCCGCUGGACCCGCCGCUCAGGUCCCGCUUCCAGGCCUACGACCUGCGGCCGUCGGCUGUGCCGUUCAAGGAGACGCUGAUGGCUCUGGAGGAGCUGGCCCCGGCCGUCACACCGAAGGCCCUGUGCGACCUCCUGUCGUUCGCAAUGACCGUCAACUCGCCGGAGACGUCGGAGCUGAACCUGCCGGACUUCCCCAUCGAUAACCUCAACAGGGCCGUUCGCGUUCUGGGCGGCGUCCCGUCGCUGCCGCCGCAGGAGGCCGUCGCCCGGCUCUAUCCCCACCAGCUGGUGGUGCCGAACGACGCCAGGAAGCCGGUGGCCGACGCGCUCUCCACGUUCGACCUGGACGCGCCGGCGGAGACGGAGCUGCGCGUCACGGAGGUUGAGUCCGGCGAUCAGCCGCACACCGCGCACGUCUGGCUCACCGCCGCCGGCCAGGAGCAUAAGAUACAGGUACCGGCCGGUGACCAGCUGGGCUCCGAGUCUAUUACCUCGGACCGUCCCUGUGUACUCACACCGUACCACAGCAGACUACUGGCCCAGCUGGUGGCCUCCCACGCCGUACACGACAUCUGCCUGGUGGGGCCCAGGGGCUGCGGAAAGUCGGCCAUAGUUAGACACCUGGCGGAUAUGCUAGGGUACAGGACGGAACCCGUGGUACUGUAUCAGGAUAUGACGUCUCGGGACCUGCUGCAGCAGCGCAGUACCCACGCCAACGGCGACACCGUGUGGCUGACGGCACCGCUGGUGAAGGCGGCGCUACAGGGCCGGCUGGCCGUACUGGACGGACUGCACCGCGUCCACGGCGGUACUCUGAAUGUGCUGCACAGACUGGUGCAUGACCGGGAGCUGCAGCUGUACGACGGUACCCGUCUGUUACGUCAUGAUCGGUACGAUGACGUCAUGUCCGAGCUGGGACUGGCCCCGGACCAGAUGACCGAGCGGGGAGUGCUGAGGAUCCACCCGGCGUUCCGGCUGGUGGCGCUGGCUGAGCCGCCCGUGCUAGGCAGCGGCAAGGGCCAGUGGCUGACUCCUGAAGUGAUGAGCAUGUUCAUGUUUCACUCUAUGAGACCGAUGACGCUCAAAGAAGAGUCGGACGUCCUCCAAGAAAUCUGUGGUGAGCUCGGUGAGCCGAUCCGGGAGGUGGUGCGCUUCAGUCACGCGCUGCGCUCUGCCGAGGACCACACGCUCCAGUCGCUGGCGCCGUCCCUCUCCACCCGGCAGCUGAUCCGCGUCGGACGCAGGAUGAAGGCCUUCCCCCACGAGAGCCCCCACGCGGCCAUCUACAAGGCCUGUCUGGCCAGAUUCCUGCCUCCCCUGGCUCGCCAGGCGCUGGACGGCGCGCUGCAGCGGAUGAAGAUCGCGCCGCCACCGGCCGCGGCCGAGCAGAGCCGGGUGUGUGAGGUGCGGGACGGCAUCCUUACCAUCGGUGGCACCUCUGCGCCCGUGUUCCGGCCCAAGGACAGAGCCAAAGUGCCCGAGACGCUCUUCUUCGACAUCGAUCAGCAUACUGCGGUGCUUGAGGCAAUAUUGGAGGACUUUACUCUGGGAGAGAACCUACUGCUGGUCGGAAAUCAGGGCGUGGGAAAGAACAAGCUGAUCGACCGUUUCCUCUACCUGAUGAGCCGGCCGCGGGAGUACAUUCAGCUACACAGGGACACCACGGUACAGACGCUGACGGUCCAGCCGACCGUACAGGAUGGUCGUAUCGUGUUCGAGGACAGCGCCCUGGUGCGAGCCGUCCGCUCCGGGCACGUGCUGGUCAUUGAUGAGGCCGACAAGGCGCCCACCCACGUCACCUGUAUACUGAAGACUCUGAGUGAGGACGGAGAGAUGACCCUGUCGGACGGACGGCGGAUCCAGCGGGCGGCGGCCGGCCGCGGCGCCGCUGCCGCCUCCGAUGACGUCAUCACCAUGCACCCCGACUUCCAGAUGGUGGUGCUGGCCAACCGGCCCGGCUUCCCCUUCCUGGGAAACGACUUCUUCGCGGCGCUAGGUGACCUGUUCAGCUGCCACGCCAUAGACAACCCCAGCGAGCACUCGGAGCGUAUGCUGCUCAAACAGUACGGACCGGACGUGCCAGACGAGCUACUGGACAAGGUGGUGUCGUCGUUUGCCGAGCUGCGCCAGCUCUCCGACGAGGGUCUGAUCUCGUACCCCUACUCGACGCGGGAGGCGGUCAACAUCGUCAAACAUCUGCAGAAAUACCCGGAGGACGGCCUGGCCACGGUGGUGCGCAACGUGUUCGACUUUGACUCGUACAGCGCAGAGACGCAGGACUCGCUGGCCCAGGUGCUGCACAAGCACGGCAUCCCCAUCGGCGCCUCGGCCAGGAACCUGCAGCUCGCCAAAGAGUACCCUCUGCCGUCGGUGGAGCGCUCGGGCGGCUGGCGGCAGGCGGCGGACGGCGCCGUCAGCCGGCUGCUCCGACUCCCUGCCGAGACCCGGCCACUGGAGUUCCGCGGUCCCUACCGCUACCAGGGCCGAGAUAUGGCCAUCGAGAGGACCGAGGCUCGCGGCACCGCCUUCGGCGAGCUGCGCUGUCACUGGGCGCUGCCCCUGGACGAGACGGAGAUCAUAUCGGACGUCACGGUCGUCAGAGGUGACAGUCCGUCCGACGACCAGCUACUGGUGGGCGCCGUGAACCCGGCUGGCCUGUACUCUGUGCCGCUGCAGCGCGGCUCGACCACGCGCUACUGGCCGCUCUACCACCAGCUGCCAGCCGACGGCUACCGCAGCCGGCUGCAGCUGGCACCGCUCGGUGGACCGCUCGCCUGCAGGCUGGUCGCACACGAGGAGCAUCUGAAUGGUUUGGUAAUGCUGGACACCAGCACGGGGGACAUGUGGCGCCUCUCCUCGUCAAACCUCUUCCAGACGGCCACGGAGAAGAUCCGACGCUCGUUCAAUACGCAGCACGAACAUUUCUGGAGGAUGAACUCAGAGCGGGCGCAUGAAAACGUCGUGGUGCUGUUUGAGCCGGGCGGUAGCCGCCUGCAGGCCCUGGACCUGACAGAGGGUACGACGUCGGCCUUCACCCUGCCGCUGAAGGUGGCCACCGUGUCUCUGUCGGCGCCGCGCCACUGGCUGGUUCAGGAGCACGGCGGAGACGGCAGGCGUUUCGUGCUGCGUCCGUCGGAGGACCUCUCGGAGAUGGUCCUCUCGCCUGUGACCGAGGGUGGCGGCGAGCGACUGGGCUCCGUGCGCCGCUGCUCCGUCGAGGACACGCCCAGCACCGUGCUCUCCGCCGCGCUGGGCGAGACGCUGAGCGCUCCGUCCCGCCUGCUGACCGCUGGCCACGCGCACGCCGCUGUGCUGGUCGGCUUUCCCGAGCUGGAGGCCAGCGAACACGAGCUGUACCGCUGGCCGAGACAGGAGGCCGAGCAGCCGCCGGUGAUCGGAGGACGAGAGGCGCCGCCGCCGAGCGACCACCGCCACACGACUGUGGUGCAGCCGGAGACGGGACAGGUGGUGCGGGCGGUGACCCGAGCUGACCUUCCGAUCGAGGUCAGGAGCGACCUGCCCAAGUCGCCGUCGGUCAGUGCCUACCUGGAGGUCACUGACCUACCCUCAGGCACCGUGAAAUACCUGCCGGUUCAGAGCCCGUCGUCCCACACGCAUUACUACUCGUGGGCGUCCAAUAUCAACAGCACGCCGCUGUUCGUGGCCGGCCACGGCGCCGGCGGCGUGGUGACGGUCGACACACGCGGCGUGGUGCGGCUCUGGGAGACGGCCACCGAGCAGCUGACCCGCUCGGCCGCUCACUGGGCCCGGCUGGUCGGAGACGACUCGCGGCCCGUGCAGGUCACCUACGAGCGCGAGAGUGGCAAGGACGUGGAGGCACCCAAACACGGCAAAGUGGACGCCACGAACGCGCCACACGUGGGCGGCAACACGUGGGCCGGCGGCACGGGCGGCCGCGACACGGCUGGUCUCGGCGGCAAGGGCGGCCCGUACCGACUUGACGCCGGUCAUGACGUCACACAGGUCCCCGACUGGGAGAAGGAGGCGGUGCCGGAGCACGUGCAGAAGGCGGCCAGAGAGAUGAACCGGGCCGCCUACCAGGAGCGGCUGCGCCAGAUCCGGAUGUCCGAGCACGACGCCGCCAUGUACGAUCAGAUGAGCGGCAACGUUCGCAAACAGGUUCAGUCCCUGCGAGUGCUGCUCUCCAGUCUCCAGGCCAAGGGCAAGGAGCGCCAGUGGCUCAAACACCAGACUUCAGGAGAGCUGGACGACGCUAAACUGAUCGAAGGUAUUACCGGCGAGCGCACCAUCUACAAGCGGCGCGGCGAGCAGGAGCCCGAGCUCGGCACGCCGCAGGAGAAGCCCAAGCGACUGAAGCUGGUGACAGACGUCUCGGGCAGCAUGUACAGGUUUAACGGCUACGACGGCCGCCUGGACCGGAUGCUGGAGGCCGCCCUGCUGGUCAUGGAGGCGUUCGAGGGAUACGAGCAAAAGUUCAGAUACGACAUCGUGGGCCACUCGGGUGAGGACUACCGCGUGGAGUUUGUCCGCAGCGACCGGCCGCCCACAGACAACAAACAGCGCCUGCAGGUGCUCAAGACGAUGCACGCGCACUCGCAGUUCUGCCUGUCUGGCGACCGCACCGUGGAGGCCACGAGGCACGCCAUCAGCUCGAUAGCCGCCGAGGAGAGUGACGAAGCGUUCGUCAUCGUCCUCUCAGAUGCCAACCUGGAGCGGUACGGAAUCCGUCCCGAGGAAUUCCGACGCGUGCUCACCAGUAAUCCGGACGUCAACACCUCAGCCAUCUUCCUCGGAUCGCUGGGCGACCAGGCCGACAGGCUGAGCGAGCAGCUACCGUCCGGCCGGUCGUUCGUCUGUCUGGACCUCAAGAAGAUCCCGCAGAUCCUGCAGCAGAUAUUCCGCUCGGGGAUGCUCAGCUAGGUGGGCUGUUCGGCCGUGUCGGAGACGCUCGCCCGGUCGCCACACCGGCUGGUGAUAAUGGGUGAUGCGACGGUACGACAGCGCGGGAUGCACGACCCAUAGGACACAGGCGGCGGCCGAGUGGCGGACAGUUAUCGUAACGGUGGCAGCCGCCCCUGGUCGUCUGUUCUGAGCAGCGUCCCGUGCAGACAGUGUGAGGCUGGGUGAUACGAGGGUGGAGCGGUAGAGGUCGGCACUCAGGGACGGGGGAUGCUCAAGAGGACUAAUCGCUUGUAAGGUGGACCGGACCCAACUAUUGUGUGGCCAGUGUUACGGUUGUCUUCAUUUUUUUACCAUCUUAUUGAAGUGAACUGCGAUUGCCGAGUUCUUACGUACACUAUAAACGCCGACUGGUCAUCGCACCUUGUUGGACGUUUUACCGAGCAGCGUCGUGUCGCGCCGAUUGCCAAAUACGCGGCAACCGAUGUGUGGUGUCAAUUUUAGUUGGAUGCGCUGUUUUCCAUGUGUGGAGGAGCAGUGUGGUGUCCGAGGAGUAUGGAGAAUGUAUUCAUUAUUCUCUGUUGACUGUUGUGUGUUUGAAAAUUUAUAUCGAGCGGGUACGUAUCAAUGCAAUAUACCUACAACUCAACAACUGA
Molecule: messenger RNA, 6316 nt
Organism: Amphibalanus amphitrite
Lineage: Eukaryota; Metazoa; Arthropoda; Thecostraca; Balanomorpha; Balanidae
Gene: c12.2
Product: von Willebrand factor A domain-containing protein 8-like
Exons: 37
Coding region: 75-5681 (1868 amino acids)
Cellular component (GO): cytoplasm
Molecular function (GO): ATP binding; ATP hydrolysis activity
Source: RefSeq, a predicted model, not a curated record